AUGGCGGACAGCGGCAGCGGGGAGGUGGCUCCGGCCGCGCAGUCUCAGGGCUCGCCCGGCGCCCCCGGGCGGUGGGAGCGGCUGAGGCGGCGGGGGGCCGGGCUGGCCGCAGUGCCCUGGGCUCGGGCGCUGGGGCUGCUGGCGGCGCUCGGGCUCCUCUACUGGCUGCGGGUCCCGCUUCGGCUCCGGGACAACCUGGCGGCCGUGACUGUGUUUUUAAGCACUUUGACUCCAAAAUUCUACGUUGCACUUACAGGGACUUCAUCUCUUAUAUCUGGACUGAUAUUUAUAUUCGAAUGGUGGUACUUCCAAAAAUAUGGCACCUCUUUCAUUGAGCAGGUGUCUGUGAGCCAUUUGAGGCCACUCAUUGGAGGAGUAGAGAAUAGUACUCCGGUGCCAGGUUUUUCAGCCAACAACGGAGAAAAUGAGACUAACAGGCAGAGUUUGUCAGAGUGCAAAGUAUGGAGAAACCCUCUUAAUCUUUUCAGAGGAGCAGAAUAUAGCAGGUACACGUGGGUGACUGGGAAGGAACCGCUUACAUACUACGACAUGAAUUUGUCUGCUCAGGAUCAUCAGACUUUUUUCACGUGUGACACAGACUCUCUUCGGCCUUCAGAUACAGUUAUGCAGAAGGCAUGGAGAGAGAGAAACCCUCAAGCCCGAAUCAAAGCAGCAUAUCAAGCUUUAGAAUUAGAUAAUGAUUGUGCCACUGCAUAUGUUCUCCUAGCUGAGGAAGAAGCAACAACUAUUAUACAUGCUGAGAAGUAUUUUAAGCAGGCACUAAAAGCAGGCGAAACCGUUUACAGAAAAUCUCAGCACUGCCAUCCCCAAAACUCUCAACAUGAAGCACAGCUUAGAAGAGACACCAAUGUAUUGGUUUACGUGAAAAGGAGACUAGCCAUGUGUGCAAGAAAACUUGGAAGAAUAAAAGAAGCAGUAAAAAUGAUGAGAGAUUUAAUGAAAGAGUUUCCACUUCUUAGUAUGUUGAAUAUUCACGAAAACCUUCUGGAGGCGCUGCUGGAAUUACAGGCGUAUGCUGAUGUCCAGGCAGUUUUAGCGAAGUAUGAUGAUAUCAGUCUUCCAAAAUCAGCAGCAAUAUGUUACACAGCAGCACUGUUGAAGGCCAGAGCUGUUUCAGACAGGUUCUCUCCAGAAGCAGCCUCCAGAAGAGGGCUCAGCACAGCAGAAAUUAAUGCUGUGGAAGCAAUUCACAGAGCUGUGGAAUUUAACCCUCAUGUCCCAAAGUACUUACUAGAAAUGAAAAGCUUAAUUCUACCUCCAGAGCAUAUUCUGAAACGAGGGGACAGCGAGGCAGUAGCAUAUGCUUUCUUCCAUCUUCAGCACUGGAAGCGGAUAGAAGGGGCCCUUAACCUACUGCACUGUACAUGGGAGGGCACAUUUAGAAUGAUCCCGUAUCCGUUAGAGAAAGGCCAUCUUUUCUAUCCCUAUCCCAGUUGCACAGAGACAGCAGACAGAGAGCUCUUGCCAACGUUUCACGAUGUCUCCGUUUACCCACAGAAGGAGCUUCCUUUCUUCAUUCACUUCACGGCAGGGUUAUGUUCCUUUUCAGCAAUGCUUGCCGUUCUCACACAUCAAUUCCCUGAACUCAUGGUCAUUUUUGCUAAAGCUAUUGCCUGGGUACCGCGGCUGCACUGCUGGGUCCAGGGAGCUGUGCCUGUUGCCAGGGAAACUGAUGGCAGUGCAGGGCUGUUUGACCUGGUGGACAGAACCGUCACACAGAAGACCGGUGCAGAAGCUGAAUAGCAGCAACUUGGGCUUCUCUGCACUUCGCCCCCAAGCCCAUGCAGUGUAGUUGCAGUGACCCAAAAGCCUGCAGUUACAGCGCGUGCAUGCCCUGCGUGGCUGCGUGCUGGAGCAGUGUGUCCAAGAAAGGCCUAGCUGGAGCAGUGUGUCCAAGAAAGGCCUAGGGUUCAGACAGGAGUUUCCAGUCACAUACAUCCAGAACUGGGGCAGGUGAAAUUCUGGAGAAGCCCAUGCAAUGCAAAUCUCUAUCCCAGCAGAAUUUCUGCCCCUUGCUCACUUCUAGUGCUGGCUGCUGCUCAGGGAACAUGCUGAUAACUUGGAGGGCAGGUGUGGGCAGCAGCAGCUGCCUGGUAAUACUGGGGGAUGAUUCCCUGAUAUUCCUGGGCCCUCAAUGCACCUUCUUUCCUACCGUUUGAGUAUAUGUGGUCAGAGUAUAACCAAAUCAAACCCACACUGCUUAGAGCUGGGCCUGGUGCUGUGAAGGGCCAUGGUGAUGGAAGGGUGGCAGAACUUGGGGACGUUUGACAGGAGUUUCCCGAGGCCAGUAAAGCGAAUUCCAGUGGGCUGGCUUCCCCUCUGGCUGUUGGGGCUCCGUGCUAGUAUAUUAGGCUGAAAAUCCCAGAGGAGAAGUACCCACCAGCCCCUCGCUUGGUGCUGAGUGACACACAGCAAUAAGCAGGCUUACAAAUGGCUGGGGUGUUCCCAGAGCUGGGCUGCCUGCGUGGGGCUCUUCUGACUCCUUGCCAGCAGCAGCCUGACAACUGCCAUUCACCAUUUUUUCACACCUGGACGUUUGUGCGCUUGGAUGGCUACAGGAUUCACAUCAGACUGAGCCUCCCCUGCCCUGUUGCCUGAGUCACCUCUGAUUUCCCAGGUGUACAGCACAGAGCCAGCCCCCUUCAUGUCCUUCCUGCUACCUACUGCAGCUCCCAUAAUCCCUUACUUCUCAGACUGCCCAAGUGGCAACUGUCUGCAAGCUGCACUUUCACAGUCACAGACUUUGCUGGUUGGGAAGAUCCUGUUUGACUUUUUAUUUUAAUUUCUUUCUUGUCAUGGGAAAUUCCACAGUAAACCCCCUCAAGGGCUGUUUUGCAACUCACUGGUUUGUGGGGCCUUUGAGGGCGAAGAGAAGGGAAUAAAUAUGGCUCUGAAACCUGGACCCUUCCCACAAAGCAAUGGAACAGCAGAAAACGCACAGCAUAUGCUGGAGGUUACCCUACAUUCUGCCUUGUUGGUGCAGCCCCAGCCUUGGUCCCAGCUGCAGGAGUUCAAAUCUUGCUCUUUGCUAGGCAGCCCUCUACAUGUGCAAGCUAAAGGCCAAGCAGUAACUGCAGUGUGGCAGUAGGCGUGUCAGUCCCAGAGUAUGAGAGAGACAAGGUGGGGGAGGUAAUAUCUUUUAUUGGACCAGCUUCUGCUGAGGAGUCAGUUCUGGGCUAAAGAAGAGCUCUCUGUGGCUCAAAAGUUUGUCUCUCAACAGAAGUUGGUCCAAUAAAAGACAACACCGCACCCACCUGGUCUCUCUAAGUGGUAACCAGGUGUGAUAGGCCUGUGCUGCCUAAAUUCAACAACUGGUCUGAGACUGAAUAGUCCAAAGGGUGGGUUGCUCUUUAAUAUGGGUUGUGGGAGGCCUCCUGUGGGUUAGUGGGAGGCUGCAGGCCUGACAAAGGGGUGGGAGAUGUGUUGCUAGAUUGCCCGCCACAGCGGCCAUGCAGACAGCUGUUGGGGCAGGCUCUUACCUGCCGACUUGUCCAUCACACAGUAAUCAGGAGAGUUCUCAAAGUACACCAGGUCUGUUUUGGUGGGUUUCCUGAAGUUCUUGUUGGCCACGGUGAAGCCGGUGCCAUCCUGGUUCAUUGUCACCUGGAUGGCCCCAUUGUAUUUCUUCCUAAGGUAAUCCCCAGUUUUCCGAAAAUCUGACAUUGCCAACCAACAAGUCCUUAGGGUGCAGGAGCCGCUGACUCCAUGGCAUUUGCACUCCAGCUUCAGGAAUCGCUUUACAGCCUAUAAGAGAAAAGAGGACAUGAGGAAAAGGUAGGACUGAACCAGCCUGUUGCACUCACGUCGCUUAGAUCCCAGCCAUGGACGUUCAGCCUCCUGGAGUUGCUCACUGUUUCAUGCCCAUGUAGGAUGAUGAUAGUUUAUGGGAAGAGGCACGGAGUUCUGUGAGCUACCUUCUCAGAAGAGCCAAAGGGAGGCUUUGGAAAAUCAUGAAAGACUGGCUUUUGUGAAGCCCCCUGAUCACCCCAGGCAGCUGAGCAGCAGGGAUUGAAGGCAGAAGGCCUCUGUCAUGCCACAAACCUCUCUCCCCUUGCAACAGCUCUGACACCAAAAGGCCACAGGCAUGAUUUAUGCAUAGGACACAUCUCAGGCCAUGUCUACACAGUGCAGUUUUCAGCAACACAGCUAUGUCGCUACAGCCGUGCCGCUAAAAGGUGCACAGUGUAGCUGCUGUUUGUGGUGACAAAAAAUUUCCACCCCCAACAAGCGGUGUUAGUGUGUUUGCACUGGCGCUUGUCGUCGGCAAAACUUUUGUCUUUUGGGUGUGUGGGUUUUUUUAACACCUCUGAACGACAAAAGUUUUGUCAUUCAUUUGCCAGUGUAGACAAAGCUUCAGCUGAAAGCAGGUCUGUGUUAUUGCUAGUUGUCUUCCCCUGUGGCCGUUUAUCCUAGAAUGGGUGCGGGAGGAGUGAUAAGACUGAUUGAGAGAAGGGAGCUUUCAGCAUCAGGCCAUUUAUAAAAUUGAGCUCGUGGGCUGGGGACAGGUCAGGGGUUAGCUCUCUCCAUAAGGGGACACAGACACACAGAGCCGGUGCAACCCAUUAGGUGACCUAGGCAGUUGCCUAGGGCGUGAAUAUUUGGGGGGUGGCAACCACGGCGGCCGGAUGUUCGGCCGACACGGUCGUCGAUGGUAUUUCAGGGGCAGGACCUUCCGCCACCUCCAUCAGGGAUGACAUUUUCGGGGCAGGACAUUUUGCCGCCUAGGGCACCAAAAAAGCUGCCAGCGCUCCUGCAGACACAGGCCAGACUUCAGGGCUAAUGGGGUGUGACAGAUGUUCACCACUUUUAUAAGACUAUGAUAAAUUUUGUACGAAGUAUGUCUCAUGAGGUAUCAUUUGAAACGUUGUAAUCUGCUGAACAUUAUUAUCCUGGUAAAAUGGGUGUCUCAACCUUGUAUGUAAAGUUACAAGUUUCUACUGUAUCAUGUUGCUGUAACAUGUUCCAAAGUUAGGCCUAAACCAGUUCUUCAGAGACACUGGCACACCCAGACAGGUAUCAACACAGUCACCCGGGUUAUCAUUUAGUUAAGUGACCAUUCUCCAGCAAUGGGAAGAUGUGAAAGAGAAAUCUACAUUUCAUCACAGGGACUGUUCAACGCUCACAUCCACAAGACACUACGUGUCACCUGCACCCAGCUGGGGGUAAUCCUCAGAGAGGGGAGUGGUGUAAGAGUGAGAGACAGUGGCCUCAAAUCACCUCUUUCUCCCCCAUCACUACUCAUGGCAGCUGCAAUGCUCGAAAGACAAAGAAAGCAUCAUUGAACUGGGACAGCAGUGGUCCUGGCUGGCUUUUCAGCCAGUACAGACUGCUGUGAAUGUAUUGCAAGACAAAACCUUUUGCUUUUCAGUUCACUUAGCUUGUUAAGUUAGUUAUUAGCUGGCGUUUCACUCAUUUCUUUUGUAACCAAUCCUGACUUUGAUGCACCACCACUUGUAAUCACUUAUAAUCUAUCUUUCUGUAGUUAAUAAACUUAUUUUAUUGUUUAAUCUUAA
Molecule: messenger RNA, 5534 nt
Organism: Gopherus flavomarginatus (Mexican gopher tortoise)
Lineage: Eukaryota; Metazoa; Chordata; Testudines; Testudinidae
Gene: ST7L
Product: suppression of tumorigenicity 7 like
Exons: 15
Coding region: 1-1764 (587 amino acids)
Molecular function (GO): protein binding
Source: RefSeq, a predicted model, not a curated record